Messenger RNA from Penaeus chinensis, 1359 nucleotides. RefSeq names its product transmembrane protein 267-like. The coding region runs from base 281 to 997 and encodes 238 amino acids. Lineage: Eukaryota; Metazoa; Arthropoda; Malacostraca; Decapoda; Penaeidae. The transcript has 5 exons. The record is from RefSeq and is a predicted model, not a curated record.
UCAUAACUCUUAAAGGGACCUCAAAUAUAAAUCUUAUCAAGCUAAAUUAACCAGAUCAAAAAUAUGAUUCAGGGAAUCUAGACUAAUCAAAGUCUAAAACCCUGUAGAGGAAGAAGAAGACCACGAUGAAACUCAGUGAUUUAUCAAAGAAAAGUUAAAGCAAAUACAUGACAGGUUUUGGAUGAUAAACUCCACAAGAACUGUCAUAGCAUUAGGGAGAUAUGAGGUUGAUUAAGGGCAGUUCACCAACAACCCACAUCCGUUCAUAAAAAGGCUCAGGAUGGAAAAUAGCAGCCAAGUAUUCUUGGUCUGGGCUGCCCUCAUGUUUGUUGCUUGGCCUUCUGAUGUUCUUGUUGGAGAGUUUGUCAAGACACUUCCUGCAAAGUCUCUCCUAAGGGCUUCAGAUACAUUAGUGCAUGGUUUCAUCGGAGCCUUCUCGUGGCAGCUGAUGUGCCUGCUCUGUCCUGCCUUGGAAUUCAACGUAACAUAUCAAGUCUCUCGCUUGGUUUCAGGUCGUUCCUUCUUUGAUGGAAAGAAUACUGCAUCCUUUGUCAACAGUUUGUUAAACUUUGGCCUGGCAUUUGCACUGUCCUGUAUAAUAGAUGUUGAUCAUGUAUUCAAGGACUUGAUACAGUCCAUACAAGGAGGCCCCAGAGCACCUUGGGAGAGAGGAGUGCUUCACCUGUCACUGCCGCCCCUCGCGACAGUGCUGCUCCUCUAUUCUACAGCCAUGAUAUUUAAGCAACUCUGGUGUUUAAAGUGUGGAACCAUCAUUAUAGCUAGUAUAUUGAGUCAUCACAUACGAGAUGGAAUACGCCGUGGGCUGUGGUUUCAGCCCAUUGGUACAACUCCAGUCCUCCCCUACUGGUUGUAUGUUGUUAUAACAUUAAUAUUACCUUUUGCAGUGGGAGGGUUGGCAUCAAGACUCUCUGCAUGGAUAACAGCCUCACAACUAGUCCCUAAUAAUAGUUUUGUGCCUAAAACCUACAUUAUAUAGUUUGAUAUAUCUUAGUAUAUAUUUAUAUUUAAUUACUUUAGUAUAUAUUUAUAUUUAAACAUACACAUAUAUAAACAGAUAUAUAUAAACAUAAUAUUAAAUGUUAUUUUUAUACAUGAAUCUUAUAUAUGUAUUUAUUUCUUCAUUCUUUUAAUGAAUACUCUAGCACCUAUAUCACCAAAUACCUGAAAAUGCUAUGCAAAGAAAAUAAAAUACAUAAUCACUCCAAAAUUAGCAUCAUUUUUUUUUUUCCUCAAGAUUUUCUGGCUAUAAAGGCUAGUAUCUUGAAAAUGCCUUCGCUCAAUGUAGUCAAAUCUUGAUCACUAUAUCCUUUCCUUAUUUAUUAACCCAUUCGCCCCAUG